AUGGCCUCCAAAUUAAGCAAAGAGGAACUCAAGAAUCUUUUUAACACUUUCGAUACAAACGGCAAUGGUAAAUUAUCUUAUUCAGAAAUCGAAAGUGUUGUACUCAGAACCUAUCCACAAUUCAAUAGUAGGAAAAAAGUCAUAAUGCGGGCUUAUCAAGAUGCUGAUGCUUCAAAGAACGGUUAUAUUGAAAUCAAUGAAUUUGCUAUUCUUCUUGAUGCUCUUAACCAUUAUUAUGAGCUAUAUGAUAUUUUCCAGAAAGUUGAUAAAGAUAAUGAUGGACGUAUCAAUUUUGAUGAGUUUAAGAAUGGGUCUAAGGACUUGAAAUUAUUUGAAUUUUCAGAUGCAGAGCUUAAAUUAGAAUUCGAUAAAAUCGAUAUGAAUCGUGGUGGACUUAUUCUUUUCGAUGAGUAUUUUAUUGAAGGAUUCUUUGUCUUUGUUGAUGAUAUAUCCAUGAAUUCACAUCUUGAAGGUAAUUGGCCAGAAGCUGUAAACAGACUUGUUACAGAAACUGAUAAAUAUAUAAAAAAGAUUAAUUACGCUCACUUAUUGGAUGUGAUUUCUCAACGACAACUUCAAACUCUUUAA
Messenger RNA from Dentiscutata erythropus, 588 nucleotides. The record is from the annotation of a GenBank genome assembly. NCBI's taxonomy places the organism in Eukaryota, Fungi, Glomeromycota, Glomeromycetes, Diversisporales, Gigasporaceae.